AUGGCGAGCUCCGGCGACGACAGGGGCGUGGUGGUGGACAUCCGCUCCGCGGCGGAGUCGGCGGGCGACGACGGCGCGCGCGACGCGCCGCUCCACGUCGUCGAGUCCCUCUGCAUGCGCUGCGGCGAGAACGGCACGACGAGGAUACUGCUGACUCUGAUCCCGCACUUCCGGGAGGUUGUUCUGAUGGCUUUCGAGUGCCCACACUGCAGCGAAAGGAACAAUGAGAUUCAGUUUGCUGGACAACUCCAGCCCAAGGGAUGCUGCUACACUUUGAAAGUCCCCAAGGGGCAGCCUGAGAUACUGAACCGGCAAGUUGUGAAAUCUGAUUCAGCAACUAUUAAGAUUCCAGAACUAGACUUUGAGAUCCCUCCAGAAGCUCAACGUGGAACACUUUCAACAGUGGAAGGGAGCAUUAUGCGAGCUGUUAGUGAGUUGCAAGCACUUCAGGAUGAAAGAAAGAAAGUGGAUCCUCAAAAGGCUGAAGCUAUAGAACAGUUCUUAGUAAAAUUGAGAUCUCUUGGAUCAGGGGAAGCUGAUUUUACAUUUAUUCUUGAUGAUGCUUCUGGUAACAGCUUUAUCGAGAACCCGAAUGCACCUUCAUCAGAUCCUUUGUUAUCUUUGAGAUUCUAUGAGAGGACAUAUGAACAACAAGCAGCACUCGGUUUUCUUGCUGAACCAACCAAAGAAUCUGGAGACUCUUCUCAGGAUGCUUCAACAGUGGAAGGAAACUCUGGUGGGCCGCAAAGGAUUCCACAUGGUUCAGUUGGAGCUGUUGCAGGUCGCCGUGCUAUAGCUCAGGGAAACUCUGAUGAAAUUACUGCAGCGUUGUGUAGAUAUUCAGCACCAGAAGAGGUUGAUACUUUACCAUCAACAUGUGCGGCCUGUGCUACUGAGUGUGUCACACGAUUCUUUUCUACAAAAAUCCCAUAUUUUCGAGAGGUGAUUGUUAUGGCUACAUCAUGUGAUGCGUGUGGCUAUCGCAACUCAGAGUUGAAGCCUGGUGGUGAAAUCCCAGCUAAAGGAAAGAAAACAACACUGAUUGUGCGAAAUGUAAAAGAUCUUAGUCGUGAUGUCAUAAAGUCAGAUUCAGCAGCAGUUAGUGUACCUGAACUUGAGUUGGAGCUGUCAAGCGGAACACUGGGUGGCAUUGUGACAACAGUUGAAGGUUUAAUUGUGAAAAUAUGCGAGGCACUGGAGCGAGUUCAUGGAUUCCAGUUGGGUGACAGCACAUAUGAAUGGAAGAAGAAGAAAUGGGAUGGUUUCACAGAGAGAUUAGCAAAGCUUCUAAAUCUAGAAGAGCCAUGGACUCUAAUUCUUGAUGAUGCAUUGGCGGCUUCGUUUAUUGCUCCAGCGACAGAUUCGCUAGAAGAUGACAGACAGCUAACAAUUGAGGAGUAUGAGAGGAGCUGGGAGCAAAACGAGGAGCUGGGCUUGAAUGACAUGGACACGUCGUCCGCGGACAUGGCUUACAACACCACGAGCGCGCCAUAA
This is a messenger RNA of Triticum turgidum subsp. durum (durum wheat), 1494 nucleotides long. NCBI's taxonomy places the organism in Eukaryota, Viridiplantae, Streptophyta, Magnoliopsida, Poales, Poaceae. The record is from the annotation of a GenBank genome assembly.